Molecule: messenger RNA, 1217 nt
Organism: Xiphophorus couchianus (Monterrey platyfish)
Lineage: Eukaryota; Metazoa; Chordata; Actinopteri; Cyprinodontiformes; Poeciliidae
Product: asialoglycoprotein receptor 1-like
Exons: 8
Coding region: 412-1128 (238 amino acids)
Source: RefSeq, a predicted model, not a curated record
UUGCCAGCACGCUUUCUGGAGGCGGAGUGAUCUGCUGGUCAGUACAGCGGUCCGCUGUUUGCCAGCACGCUUUCUGGAGGCGGAGUGAUCUGCUGGUCAGUACAGCGGUCCGCUGUUUGCCAGCACGCUUUCUGGAGGCGGAGUGAUCUGCUGGUCAGUACAGCGGUCCGCUGUUUGCCAGCACGCUUUCUGGAGGCGGAGUGAUCUGCUGGUCAGUACAGCGGUCCUGAAGGCGAAUCCGUUCCGGAGUCCUCGGCCAUCGGGGACCUCUGAAGAAACCGAUUUCUGUUUUCAAAGGUGGUGCAGCAGAGGCACAUCUAAAACUUGCAGGGCGCUUGCCCUCCAGGACUGGAGUUUGAGACCCCCGAUCUAAUGCAUAACCUCAUUCAUCAGAAACAGUAAAACUGCUGGAUGGAGGAAUUCAAGGAUGAAGACAUCAAAACUACAGUCGCUGUCACCAAUGACCAACUUCCUGUUCAAAGUGAAGAAGAAGAAGCAGAAAAGGAACAAACAGCAUUCACUAGGUCUCGUCUGUAUUUGGUGGGUUUUGGGGUUUUAUGUACCCUGGUAGCUGGAGCAGCUAUCUACAUGGGUGUAAAGACGACUGCGCAACAGGACAGUAUCAAUGACCUUACAACAGACGCACAGAACGUGAUGGAGAGAAGGAUGACGUUGAUGGAAGACAUCAACUAUCUGAUAAGAGAGAAAGACACAAGGUGUGAGUUGUGUCCACUUGACUGGAUUCUCUACAAGGACAAAUGCUACCUGUUUUACGACAAACCAGCUCCUUGGAAGACCUGGGAAGAAAGUCGAAGGUUCUGUAAGAAAAGACGAGCAGAUUUGGUUAUUAUUGAUGAUUUGCAGGAGCAGGAAUUUGUCAACAAACACAUCAAAUACUACUAUGAUCCUUCUCAUGGAUACUGGAUAGGACUACAACAUGUUAACAACACCUGGACCUGGGUUGAUGGACGUGUAAACACUCUUGGGUUCUGGGCGAAGAAUUGGAUCUCUACUCCUGGACCGCAUGCAAUCGUGAUUCCAGAACGAAAUCCCAAAGAAUGCUGGUCAAAAGAAGAGAAUGUGUUUGAGAACAAAUUCAUUUGUGAGCGUGACAUUCGCAAAUUUUAAUGUAACUGACUGUUCUCUUAAAGUUUCAUGCAGGAAUGCUCAACUGUGUCAUGAAUGUGUUUAUACAAUGAAUUUCAUCAUGACUUUAA